Lingula anatina is the source of this 4131-nucleotide messenger RNA. RefSeq names its product sushi domain-containing protein 2. Gene Ontology annotation, biological process: cell-matrix adhesion. NCBI's taxonomy places the organism in Eukaryota, Metazoa, Brachiopoda, Lingulata, Lingulida, Lingulidae. The record is from RefSeq and is a predicted model, not a curated record.
CAAGAUGGCGAGAAGUAACGAGGAGACUCACACUUCAGCGUACACAAAACACAGAAGUUAAAAGAUACAGGCAUAUCAUGUGUUAAUGAUGGACGCCCACGAAACAUGACGGCGUCGCUGAGGUGCCCCUACUGCUUAUAUCUGUUUUGGAUUUUAUCGCUCAUAGCCGCGGUUCAGGGCUCCGGUAUAUUGUACCCUUAUGGGCUCGCGGAGGGAGACGCCACAGUGCCGGUGAGCGACGACGGGGGGACAGGGGAGAUAGCGCUGGCUGCUGGUUUCCCUUUCUUCGAUCAGGUCCAUUCGUCCUUAUACGUGAACUCAAACGGUGCUAUUUCCUUCCUUGUCUCGGUCACCCAGUUCACUCCCGACCCCUUCCCACUGGACUCAAACAGGAGGAUCAUCGCUCCUUUCUGGGCAGACAUCGACACCUCUCGAAACACGGGGAGGGUGUACUACCGCCAGACCACGAGCGAGGCGGUGCUGAAUAAAACCGACGAGGACGUGAGGAGAGCGUUUGUGGUUCUGUCCAACUUUAACGCCACCUGGGCGUUUGUCUGUACCUACGCCGGCGUGACGUUUUAUGGCGGCAGCAGCACUACACCGACGAACACUUUCCAGGUUGUCUUGACAACGGAUGGACGUCAUUCCUUUGUUAUAUUUAACUACUUACAAGUGACGUGGACAACAGGGACGGCAAGCGGUGGAGACUCUGUGAACGGCCUGGGUGGAACGCCAGCACAGGCAGGCUUCAAUGCUGGCGAUGGAAUACGCUAUUUCUCCGUACCUGGCUCCAGAACCUCUUCUAUCGUGGACAUUGAGACAAAGAGCAAUGUCCUCAUACCCGGCCGGUGGGUGUUCAGGGUAGACGAGGCCACGGUGGUAGCCGCUGGAUGCACGGAGGCAGGAACGCUCUAUACCUCGCCAGUUAGGGGUCCCGCUUUAGGCGGAACAGCCAUCGAACUUUCUGGACCCUGUAUCCAAAUCACAAGCAAUAUUGUUUGUAAGAUAGGAGGCGCUGUAGUACCUGGGUAUUUCAUCAGCGACCUUAAGGCUAUGUGCUAUACGCCACCUAUGUUUGCCACCACGAGUUCAGUCAAAUUUGAGGUGUCCAUAGACGGUGGUACUACAUACUCACAUUCAGCAGAGUUUAUACCAGUUGUAAACACGUCAGCUACGCCGGAUGUCGUCAGGGUAAGGGAGGAUGCUUGGACCAUGACUGGUACUUACGUCAUACAGUGGCAGUCCGCCAGUUUGAGUUCAUCACUGAUAGAUGUGGAUAUACUUGGUUUCAGUAUAUCUGAUAACAUAGUAACCAACCAUUGGAUUCGUCUUGCUUCGGGUAUUGCCAAUUCCGGUCUCGUAGAGCUUGACAGUCUUCUUAAUGCACGUGGCGAAGUGGCAGUAGACGCCGUAGGCUUUGGCGCAAUUCGCUUGACGCCCUCUGGAUCAGCAGUUGGUCAAAAUCUGACAAAACCUUGUUUAUGGUCCGACGUCCACUACAUGCUGUGGCUCCUCAAUGCCUAUAUUGCUACAGAGUUGCGGAACGGCCAAGCAUCAACCUCCACGACGAACGUCUUCACAAAGCUAAGGGACUCCGCUGUAAAAAACGGAUCUUUCUUAAGGAACACAUGGCAAGACACCAAAGACAAGGUGAAGGUUCAUUACCAGUGGGUGAACGACGAGUUGUGUGACCACUGGUUUGAGGAAGACUCCUCGUGGACCUUGCACUCCGACCUUCCAGCGUGCCCUGUCGUGCUCCAGCAGGCGGUUAGAGAUAGGGGGACGUUUGAAGAAGACCCAGACUGUAACUUAGACGCCCCUGGCGGAUGCUAUCUUCGCCCAGGGGCCGUGCACUGUGUGCAGUCUAAUAGGUGCAGCCCGUCGGGAGGAGGACAAGAGUGCUGUUACGGCAGUGACGGAAACCUCCUCAUACUAGCCGAUAGCCAAUAUGGCGGUGGUUCACAAGACAGGGCACACAGGAAAGGGUGUCCGGAGGUAGAGGGCGUGGUCCCGUUGCUAAGCAACUUUUGGCACGACGAGCUCCCAUAUCAGUUCUGCUGUCACAGGUCUUCAGAUAAAGAGGGCAAGUGCGUGGAUAAGUUUGCCGCGAGGAGGCCAUCUAAUGACAGUGCAAAUUACAACCCCCCACGGCCAGUUGUAUCCAUCGGAGAUCCCCACCUUAUAACGCUGGACGGUCUGAACUACACGUUUAACGGGGUAGGGGAAUACACCCUGGUCCAGACCACCCACGGGACUUUUACCAUGCAGGGACGGGCAGAACAGAUCAGGCAUGUGAACGGCUCCUUGUCCUCUGCCACGGGCUGGACCUCUGUGGCGUUGAGAGGGACCAAUGAGACGGUUGAAGUGCGGUCGGUCUCUUCAGUGAGGGUGGAUGUGUACGUAGCUGGCUUGAGGGUGGAUUUUGACACCCUGGGGGACAGCCUGACUCUUUACGGCGGAAUCAGCCUCGUUCGCAACCCAGCGACACAAGCCAUUAAUGUCAGCCUCGACCUGGACAAUAUAUACGUCACAUUCAGUCACGUGGCUGGAUUAUUAAAUUUCAUGCUGAUGCUACCACAUUCGUUAAGGACAUUAACAAGAGGACUGUUAGGAGUUUGGAACGGAAAUAUAGCAGACGACUUCACCACUUCCAAUGGGGUUCAAAUACCAGUGACAUCGUCUCUCCAAGACAUUCAUUAUAACUUUGGAGAAACAUGGAGAACCAGUUCUUCUGGUUCCUUAUUUACCUACGACCCGGGGCAGAGUCACACUUCCUACCAAAAUCCCGCGUUUGUUCCCACGUUUGUCAUUUCACUGGACUCCGUCAACGUUACUGAGGUGACGCUUCUGUGUGGAGACCAUAACCAGUGUAUCUUUGAUUACGUCACCACCGGAAGUGCCGCCAUUGCUGUUGCUACGAAAAGAAUAGCAGAUGAUUAUCAAACAGCUGUUGCCGAUACUCAAACUGUUGUAGCCUGUGGCCGGCUCGGUGCACCAGAUAACGGUCAGAGAAAUUUGACGGACACUAAUUAUCUUGAAGGCGUCACCAUUGAGUUCUCAUGCAAUGAAGGAUACAGUCUCGAGGGAUCCGCAAAUCGCACGUGUUUAUCUUCGUCACAAUGGAGCGGGCAACCUGUGAAUUGCAUUGCCGAUUUUAUACUGUUCCCAGUCGUAUUCAUAUUAGGUGUAUCGGGGGCCGGGAUCCCGGUGGUCGUGUUAGUGAUGAUAAUCGUGCGCACGGUAAAGCGUGGGGGCGCAGACCACACAGAGAAGAACCAGGUACAACCGGAACCGGAAACGAAAGAGAUCGAGGUCGUCAAAACUGUCAGUGAAGACGACAUGGUUCGCAAGGGAUAUCAGUGGGGUUCUCAAGAGUUUUGACCUUUAUGGUUUAUGGCUGAGUUUGACCAGCAGAUAUGAUUCAGGCCUGCGUAUAAAGGGGACACUAAAUCUGAAAAUUUUGGCCUUUUGUCGCCUCACCUUACUAGACUGGCAUUGAAAUAAUGGGAUACGUUGUAAAAUUGUUUUAUAAUUUGAUCCCCGUGAAUACACAAAUGAGGCAAGUCUGUGAAACGUGAUAGUAGUGGUGCUAGAUGGACAUAAUGACAACAAUAACUGCAUCAUCUUAAGCCAUAUGGACACUUGCAUUGUUAGAACGGUUAUAUGUAAAUAUGUUUAGAUAUACGCUACUCCAAAGAGAACACGUGUGUUAAGUCCGUGCUACACAUUUGUCUUUGUCAAACUGAGAGAAAUGCAGUUAUAGAUUUAUGAAUAUAUCUUAAUUUGGAUUAUAGUUUGAUAGUGCAUGAUCAAAUCAAUGUACUAGGUUAUUUUAAGAAAUAAAUAUUUUUUUUAUUUUACUUCAUCUGUCUGAAGGGUACAUGUACGUCUUGCUGUAAAAACGUCAUUGGAGUACCCCUAUGCUUGCCAACUAAUACUUUUACAAAAAAGCCCUUUUUACGAUGAGCUUUUGUCUUUCUGUCUUUGCUCAAAACCUGUAACAAACGGAGACAGCGUUUUUAGGGCAUAUAUCACCAAAUUUUAUUUAUUCAAAAUAAUAGAUCAGCCGAAUUAAAACAGGUACAUGUAUAAUAUAAUGUUAUAGACGAAAUAAAUAACGUUGGCAUCGCC